Molecule: messenger RNA, 1733 nt
Organism: Tuber aestivum (summer truffle)
Lineage: Eukaryota; Fungi; Ascomycota; Pezizomycetes; Pezizales; Tuberaceae
Source: the annotation of a GenBank genome assembly
AUGGCCUCAAUUCUUGGAUCGCAUAGCUCCAGAGUCCUGCUUCUGGGGAGCGGGUUCGUCGCGAAACCCUGUCUUAGUGUCUUAUCGGACUCUGAUGUCGCUGUCACUGUCGGCAAGUAUCUCAAUCCCUCGCCAGCCGGCUGGGCGUAUAUGCUAACCGUGGAUGAAAAGCUUGCCGUACUCUCAAGGCUGCCGAGGAACUAGCCAAAGGUGUCAAGCACGCAUCUGCGAUUUCUCUCGACGUUAACGAUACCGGUAACCUGGAGGAAGAAGUUGCGAAGCACGAUCUUGUUAUAAGGUGGGUUUUUUUAGGGAGUUUGGGUUUGCAUGUGCUAAUGGAUCCUUAAGCCUUAUUCCCUAUACCUACCACGCUCAGGUUAUUAAAGCUGCUAUCAAGAAAAGGAGGAAUGUUGUCACUACUUCGUAUGUGAGCCCUGCUAUGAUGGAGCUUGACCAAGCGGCCAAGGAUGCUGGUAUUACAGUCAUGAAUGAGAUUGGCCUCGACCCUGGAAUCGACCAUCUGUACGCUAUCAAGACCAUCGGAGAUAUUCACUCCAAGGGUGGCAAGAUCUUGAGCUUCCUUUCUUACUGUGGUGGGCUCCCGGCCCCCGAGGCCUCUGGAAAUCCCCUUGGCUACAAGUUCUCCUGGUCCUCUCGUGGCGUCCUACUUGCCCUACGCAACACGGCGAAGUACUACAAGGAUGGGAAGGUGGAGCCUUGCUGCAGCCAAUUAUUUCUGGAGAUGAGCUAAUUAGGAUGUUUUCAGGUCGAAGAAAUUGACGGAUCCAAGCUCAUGGAGGCAGCAAAACCGUACUUCAUCUAUCCAGGUUUUGCCUUUGUUGCGUAUCCUAACCGUGAUUCCACCACGUAUAAGGAACGCUAUGCAAUUCCCGAGGCGCAAACUAUCAUUCGUGGUACUCUCCGAUACCAGGGAUUCCCCGAGUUUGUCCGUACUCUCGUCGACACUGGAUUCCUAUCUGACGAGCCGCUUGCCUUUCUAAAGCCUUCCGAUAGCCCUCUUCCGUGGAAGACCGCUCUUGCGAAGAUUCUUGGGUCGUCUUCCGAGAAGGAAGAGGACCUCAUAUGGGCCAUUUCUUCCAAGUCCAAGUUCAAGAACAACGAGGAGAAGGAGCGUAUCAUCAAUGGCAUGAGGUGGUUGGGUAUGUUCAGUGAGGUUAAGAUCAUACCCAGGGGUAGCCCGUUGGGCACCUUAUGUGCUACUCUCGAGGAGAAGAUGCAGUACGGGCCUGGCGAGCGUGACAUGGUUAUGCUACAGCACAAGUUUGAUAUUGAACUCCCCGACGGCUAUAAGGUAGUUCACUUCUAGCAUGGUCUGGUUAAUAUAGGACUGAUACCUUGGAUCACUAGGAAACCCGUACCUCUACCCUUGUGGAAUAUGGGGAGAAGGUAGGAUUCACCUCCAUGGCCCGCCUGGUUGGUAUCCCAUGCGCCGUUGCUACUAAGUUGGUGCUCAACGGGACUAUCUCUGAUAAGGGGGUUCUCGCACCGGUCACAGCGAGACUCUGUGACCCUCUCAGGAAGGAGCUCAAGGAUGCCCAUGGGAUUGAGUGUGUUGAGGAGACCGUCGUCUAAGCGGCUUCUGUAGGGGGAUAGAGAGGGGACAAAAGAGCAUAAAUUGUUGAAAGCUUGUUAUUAGGGUCUCGUCACCUAGACCUUUCGUUCUAGAAGUCAUCUGCAUAUAGUCCGUCAGUUUUUUAAAAAUGUUUCACUUU